GCAGAGACAUCUGUGGCUUCAAGCCUGUACGAUUCCGGUCGCUCAGACGUCUCUGACUAUCCCAGCGCAAAUGCCAUCGAGAUCCCCUUACGCGGAGGGGAUGAGGUGAUUGAGUUGGACAUUAACCAGCUGCCAGAGGGCGAUGAGGUGAUCAAUAUCCUUACCCAAGAAACAGCACCCUUGCCCGUAUGGAUCAACGUUGCUCUCGCUUAUUACAAGAAGAAGCUUUUUGACGAUUUUGAGAAGGUGUUGGAAGACGCUCGUAAAAAUGUGGCCAACCUGCAGACCAAUAAUGAGAAUGACCUGGUUCAGCUUUUUGAUAUGCUUGCCAACUACUGCGGUCGCAAGGCCUCCAAAGAGAAGAACAAGGAGAAGCGGAACCAGCUCAUUGAACGUGCAACUGCCCUUUUUACGUCGGCAGAUAGGAUCGCUAUGUAUGACCAAAAGCAUCUUCUCGGUCGGGCCUUCUACUUCAUAUAUGAGGGUGAAAACUGGAGCCAGGCAGACAGCCAGCUUAACUUUGUACUUAACCAGGGAUCACCCAGUGUGCCGGCCUAUUUGGGCAAGGCCUGCAUCGCCUUCAAUAAACAGGAGUAUCGCAACGCCCUUGGUUUCUACCGAAAGGCCCUUCGCCUGCAGCCCAACUGUCCGGCGUCCGUGCGUCUGGGCAUCGGUCAUUGUUUUGCCCGUCUUGGAAACCUGGAGAAGGCCCGAAUGGCUUUCCAAAGGGCCCUUGACCUGGACCCAGACAGUGUCAAAGCCCUAGUUGGACUGGCUAUCCUUGAUCUCAACGAGAAAACGCAGGAGUCCAUCAAACAGGGUGUGCAGAGGCUGUCGCGGGCCUACAAUCUGGAUCCUACCAAUUCUAUGGUUCUGAAUCAUCUGGCUGAUCACUUUUUCUACAAGAAGGAGUAUGCCAAGGUGCAUUGUCUGGCCUCACAUGCCUUCUAUGAAACUGAAAAUGAGGCUAUUCGUGCAGAAAGUAGCUACCAGAUGGCCCGUGCUUUCCACAUGGAGGGUGACUACGACAAAGCCUUCCAGUAUUACUAUCUGGCAACCCAGUUUGCUUCGCCAACUUUCCUCUUGCCCUUUUACGGUCUCGGACAGAUGUAUCUGCAUCGUAAUGACCUGGAACAUGCCUACCCCAAUAAUUACGAGACCCUGAAGAUCCUCGGCAGCCUAUACGCACAGUCGAACAAACUGGACAAGAGGGCUCAAGCCAAACAGCUCUUCAAACAGGUGAUAUUAUUUUUAUAG
Molecule: messenger RNA, 1257 nt
Organism: Dibothriocephalus latus
Lineage: Eukaryota; Metazoa; Platyhelminthes; Cestoda; Diphyllobothriidea; Diphyllobothriidae
Source: the annotation of a GenBank genome assembly